Molecule: messenger RNA, 1064 nt
Organism: Bursaphelenchus okinawaensis
Lineage: Eukaryota; Metazoa; Nematoda; Chromadorea; Rhabditida; Aphelenchoididae
Source: the annotation of a GenBank genome assembly
AUGGUUUAUAUAUCAGCAGCACCUUCGCAUAAUCUACAGUGUUAUCACGGUAAAAAGAAUCGAGAUGGAGAUUGUGAAUGCGAACCAGAAUUUGCUGGUCAAUUGUGCGAACGGAAGAAACAUUGUGCUGGGUUUGAACGGCAUUUUAAUUACAGGUGGGUUAUUUUUGGUUGAUUCUUAAUUUUAGAGAGGUACAUUUUGUUGUUGGAUCUUACGUGACUUUUACUUACCGUACCCUAAUUCAUACUACUUUACCUUUCUCUAACCGGCUUUUGUCCAAUUUAUUAUACCCUACCUUACUUCAACUUAUUUUACUCUACACUACUUUAUAACAUACCUUACACCACCGCGCCCUGCUCUAUCUUACUUUCUUAAUCAUAUCUUUUAUACACUAUCUUAUUCUACUCGAGUCGCUUUUUCUCUACUUUACCUUACUCUACGCUAUCCUACCUUACGCAAUCUUACCCUAUUCUACCUUACAUCACCUUAUCUUACUCUAUCAUACUCUAAGAUAAUAAGUUCACCCUAUUCUAACCUUUUCUUAUCAUUUCAAUUUUUUUUAUAAACUAACCUAAUUUUAGUUGUAUAACAUGUGAAACCGGGUGGACGGGUCAAGAAUGUGACUUUAUUGACUGUGGAACGCAUGGUAUCCCAACCAGUGCUAUAGAAUGUCAAUGUACAGCUCCAUACUCGGGCCCGAUUUGUGAUAAACUAAAAACAACUGAUGUGUAUCUAUAUUACAAUUCUAAAAUAUAUUCGAUGGGACCAAUUGGAGUACUAUCCAUCGUACCAAUGAUCAUUAUUUUGUUAGGAUGUAAACAUUUGGCGGAGAAACGACAGGUAAACUCAUUAUUUGUUUGAUCGUGGAUCGUAUUUUACAAAAAAAAACGGUUUUUAAAUUGACAACAUUUGAUACAAUUUGUUCACUAUAGUUUAGUACAAGAUACUACUGGCUUUGCCGUGUUUAAAAAGUUGUAUUUUAGGUAUACCGAGUGACCAAAGCACUAAAGAAAGACCAUGACAUAGAGCCAUCUCAAGUUCGCAGUUUCCUCAAGGGAUAUUGA